This is a messenger RNA of Nipponia nippon (crested ibis), 789 nucleotides long. The record is from RefSeq and is a predicted model, not a curated record. Lineage: Eukaryota; Metazoa; Chordata; Aves; Pelecaniformes; Threskiornithidae.
AUGAAGGCCCGGAGGAAGAGGACGCUUGUGCUGCUGGAGAUCCACAAGACCUUGCCACUCCCCAAGCUGCUGAAGCGCACGAAGCGCAGGAUCCUCUGGCUGCAGGCGCUGGCCCGUCAGUGCUGGUUGUGCUACCUCGUGCUGGAGGCUGCAGAGGUGUCUGCCAGCAGCGUGGAAGCGGGGAGGGAGGUAGAGAUGGAGGAGAAGAUGGAGGUGGACGUGGAGUGGGAGAUGGCAAUGGAGACGGACCCACCGGCAGCAGGACAGGCACGUGCUCCCCAUCCACUGCCCGCGGUCAGGGUGGGUCGCCUGCCGCCGGGCUGGGGCUGGGUCGGAGUUGUGGUUUCCACUUGCUCUGGGUUCCCGGGGCUGGAGGCGGCUGGGGGUGCUGGCACGGCUGCCCUGCGGGCAGCGGGGCACCUGGCUGGGCUGCUGGCAUCGGGCACCGCCUGCACCAACAUCUACCAAGGCUUCUCGGACUGCAUCCUCAAGCUGGGGGAAAACAUGGCCACGUAUGAGGAGGCAGACGGCAUUGAGCUGCAGGGCUUGCACCGAGUUUGUGGGUACUGGGAUGAAUUUCACACGUGUGCCCUGACUGCACUCUGGGAGUGCCAGAAGGAAGCAGCAGCUGUCUGGGAGAUGCUGAGAAGGGAGUCUCGAAAAAUCAAAUUUCAAGGCAGCUUGUUUGACCUCUGCAGCCCCAGCACAGCCCAAAGCUUUGCCUGGACCCAUGUUCCCAACGUUUCCAUCCUUGGCAUCCCCCUCAUCGUCACUUGGCUGAACUUAUAA